AUCAAUCACAACGUAAUGGCAGGAUGCGCUGACUGAGCGCCUCCUCAUCCAUGCUGCUGCCUGCCAAGUUUUUCAAACGACGAGCAGCAAGUGCAAUGCCAGCAGUGGGAUCUCAGAAGCUUCACGAAAAGACUACAGUUUGUGAUGUCUCUUGCUGCUGCAGCCAGCUGCAAGACGACAAGUCUACGAGUCGGAGCAAGCAUCUACAAUGCCGUCCAAGCAGGGCCACACAGGAGGUCACUUACACCUGGCCUUACCAGACAAAGCUGGCUGUGUCCACUGCUAAUCGAACUGCGCCAAUUGAACACCUCCAUGCCACAAAAUUUCUAUCUCCCAACCUCGCAACCCCCUGCUAGUAAAAUCCUGGAAGCACAUCUGACCAGUGGGACCCCUUCCCGCUCAAGCUCCCCAGCUGCAGUUCCAAUGAGCAACAAUGAAGGGGGCAGCCAGACCAGUGCCCCCGAAAAAGAGGUGUCGCUCAUGGCCCACCCCAAGGAGACGCCGCUCACUGCCCCUCAGCUUCCUCAGGAGAAUCCGUCCGUCAAGCAUUUCCACAGCAUUGCUCUGGGGGGCACCUUCGACCGCCUGCACGCUGGCCACGAGCUGCUGCUGGACGCUGCGCUGCGAGUUCUCAGCCCCGGCGGCCAGCUCAUCAUUGGAGUUACCACUGAGGAACUCCUGACAAACAAAGUGCUGGCAGAGCUCAUCGAGCCCUACUCCUUCCGGGUCUCGCAACUCACCGCCUACCUCCACUCCCGCUCCCCAAACCUCAACCUCAAGAUCGUCCCCCUCAUCGAAGCAGACCCCCGACGGCAGCCUGUUGUAGACAAUGCGACACUCGAAUGCAUCGUCGUCAGCAGAGAAACCGAGGCCGCUGCGACGGCAAUCAACGAGGUGCGGCGGCAAAAAGGUCUGAGGGGUUUAGAAGUCGUGGCAGUGAACCUGGUGGCAGAGGGCUCGGCGUAUGGGAAGCUCAGCUCGACGGAGAUGCGGGAGAGGGACCUGGGACGGUUGUUGACGGACAGGCCGUACUUCGUCCGUGGCCCCCGCCUUUCCCACAAGGCCCGGCUGGCGGCCGCCCACCCAUACAUGAUCGGUCUGACAGGUGGCAUCGCCAGCGGGAAGUCAUCCGUCCGGCAAAUGAUAGAGGACAUGCGGAAGGGGGGCCUUGUUACGGAAACAAUUGACUGUGACGCGCUCGGGCACCUGUCGUACCUGCCGGGGACCCCGUCAUACAGCGAAAUUGCUCGGGCGUUUGGGGAAGGGGUUGUAAGAGAAGACGGCACGAUCAACCGUCCGGCCCUUGGAGCCAUCGUCUUCGGCGACCCCGCCCAGAUGACACGGCUCACAUCCAUCGUGUGGCCCGCGGUGCGGCGACUCGUCGCCGAGAAGCGCGAGGAGAUGGCGGAGCGCGGGGUCCAACUCUGCGUCGCAGAAGCCGCGCUCAUCUUGGAGUCCGGGUUUGAGACGCAGAUGGACGAGGUGUGGGUGGUGUUCGUGCCCCGGGGGGUGGCGCGGGAGCGGCUGAUGGCGAGAAACCGGCUGAGCGGGGAGGAGGCGGACAAGCGGCUGGACUCGCAGAUGAGCUCCGCCGCCCGCGUCUCCCGUGCUGACGUGGCAAUCAGCAACACUGGCUCCAUUGAAGACACCGCUCGCCAGCUAGAUCUCGCGUGGCGACUCCUCGGGGAGCGCUUUCACACCUCCCCGGCGGGGCAGAGCUCCGGAAGUGUGAAUGCGCCCAUGUGGGCCCGGUGGUCGGGGCUGAUGGACCGGCUAGAAGUCGGGCCGAGCGUGGCGGAGAAAUGGUGGGCGGUAGUCCGGGAGAAGUACUCGGAGGAAGGCAGGUUCUACCACACCAUGGAGCACGUGCGAGAGCUCUACCGCCUGUGUCACACGUACGCCCACUUCCUUGCCGACCUGCCCGCCGUCCACCUGGCCAUCUUCUUCCAUGACGUCAUCUACGACCCGCGGUGCGCGCGCAAGGGCGGCAACGAGGCCGACAGCGCGGCGCUCUUCCUGGAGUUCGCGCGCGAGGCGGGCCUUGCUCAGGAGUUGGUCGACAAAGUGGAGGACUUUAUCCUAGCUACCGCGAGUCACCUGGCGGGCGACGCCGCCGGGGACAAGGCCUGGUUCCUGGACUUUGACCUGGCGGUGCUGGGAGCGGAGGAGGGGGCGUACAUAAGAUACGCGGACAACAUUUGGAAGGAGUACCGGCAUGUCCCGGAGGAGCAGUACAGACAAGGGCGGACGGCAGUGUUGCGGUCGUUUCUAGACAGCGGCAAUCUUUUCAGGACGGAUGCAUUGAAAGAGGCUUUGCAGAAUCAAGCAGAGCGGAAUAUCACUGCAGAGAUCGUGGGUCUAAGGACUACUAACGUCAACUUGACGUGAGCUGCACUUCGAGUUCCAUACAGAGACAAAUUAGCAUUUUUCUAAUGAUGGCUACUUUUCGUAGACCCAAGCUGAAGCUGCCCUGUCGUCAGCAACCCAAAGGAGUACGCAUCAGGACUGGCGCACUCUAAUUAUUGUAUACGCUUGCCAUCCUUGUGCAAGGGCG
Messenger RNA from Klebsormidium nitens, 2554 nucleotides. The record is from the annotation of a GenBank genome assembly. Lineage: Eukaryota; Viridiplantae; Streptophyta; Klebsormidiophyceae; Klebsormidiales; Klebsormidiaceae.